AAAAAAAAUGGAAUUAUUUCGUACAGAUAAUUAUUACAUAUUUAUUAGUGGUGAAUAUAGUUUAUGGUUUGAUCGACUUACAGGCGAAUUAACACCAAAAACAGGAUGGGAUUUAGUCUCAGCCGAAGAUCCAACAUGUCUAGGAGUAUGUCAUGGAAUUGUGGGUAAAAUCGAAUCCCCAAAUGUAUUCGAUACACGUUUAAUUAUAAUUAAAGAAUGUUCUCCAGUGGGUCAUCUACAUGGCAAUCACGUUGUAUACAAGAUCAAAUCCAUUGCAUUUCUACAAUUAGGCAACGAAAACAUUGAUCUACAUUUACAAAAAUGUCAUAAACACAAAACAGAUGGAAACACUAUUCAAUCAUUCUCAGCAUCAACACAAUCUGUACGAACAUCGAAUCAACCCACAAGUUUAUUUGAAUUACCAAAAAAUAGUACAGCGUUUACGAAAACAUGGGGUGCGCUGAAGUCAGCUGGGAAUACAGUGAAAAAUACAACUCAGCAAGCUGCAGCGAUUGCCACGUCCCAAGUGAAACAAACUGUUAAGCGAAAAGAUAAUGUGAAAGAUCGGGCUCGAUUUGAAAAACGAAUUAUCGAUGAGUUACAUAAAAUUUUCACAGAUACGGAUUCUUUUUACUUUUCCCGUACGGGUGAUAUUACAAAUUCGUUGGAGCGUCAAUGCCAAUUACAAAAAGAGGAUAAAAUUGAUCCAAAGGCAUUGUGGAAAACUGUGGAUGAUCGAUUUUUUUGGAACAAACAUAUGUUACAUGAUUUAAUAUCAUUUAAUAAUUCGUUAGCCGAUCCAUGGAUUUUACCAAUAAUCCAAGGUUUUGUACAAAUUGAACAUUGUAAAGUUGAAGUAGGAUUUGAUAAUUUAGGCAAUGAAAUUUAUGAACCUCGUUAUGAGACAUUUACAUUAAGUUUAAUAUCACGUCGAAGUCGAUAUCGUGCUGGUACGCGAUACAAACGACGUGGCGUCGAUGAUGAUGGUUAUUGUGCAAAUUACGUAGAAACUGAACAAAUGGUAUCGUAUCACCAUCAUCAAGUAUCAUUUGUACAAGUACGUGGUUCGGUGCCAAUAUAUUGGUCACAGCCUGGUUAUAAAUACCGGCCACCACCACGAUUGGAUCGAAGUGAAGAAGAAACACAAAUCGCAUUUGAUAAACAUUUCAAUAAUGAAUUACAAAUGUAUGGACCGAUAUGUAUUGUAAAUUUAGUCGAACAAAGUGGUAAAGAAAAAGUGAUAUUUGAUGCAUAUUCAAAUCAUGUUUUUAAAUAUAACCAUAAAGAUGUUACUUACGUCACAUUUGAUUUUCAUGAAUAUUGCCGUGGUAUGCAUUUUGAAAAUGUUUCAAUUUUAAUAAAUGCAAUUGCAGAUGUUAUACGUGAUAUGAAUUAUUGUUGGAAGGAUAAAGAGGGACAAAUUUGUUCACAAACUGGGGUGUUUCGAAUUAAUUGUAUGGACUGUUUGGAUCGAACGAAUGUUGUACAGACCGCAUUAGGUAAAGCUGUAAUGGAAAUACAAUUUACAAAGUUAGGUUUAAUUCCACCCGAAGGAAUAAUGCCAGCAUCUAUACGUAAUACUUUUCAAUUGUUAUGGGCCAAUAAUGGUGAUAUUAUUAGUAAACAGUAUGCUGGUACAAAUGCGCUUAAAGGUGAUUACACGCGUACUGGUGAACGUAAAUUUACUGGUAUCAUGAAAGAUGGUGUAAAUUCAGCAAAUCGGUAUUAUUUGAGUCGAUUUAAGGACUCAUAUCGACAAGGAACAAUCGACAUAAUGCUUGGACAUGCCGUAUCGGAGGAUAUUUUUUCGGAUCGUAAUGUUUUCGAAGAAGAUAGUGCAAUUACAGCUGAACACGUUAAAUUAUUAAUCGAGGAUAGUAAAAAAUUAUUAAUCAGUGAUCCUGAAUUUGUGCUAGGAUCUUGGGGCUUAAUUGAUGCUGAUCCCAGUUCUGGUGAUCCUAUGGAAACCGAAAUGGAUGCAAUAUUAAUUUUAACAAAAGAUUCAUACUACGUUGCUGAUUACGAUGAGCAAAUCGAUAAAGUUACAAAAUAUCAGCGAGUUUUAUUGGAGGAUAUUACGUUGCUAGAAUUUGGUUUAGCUGACAUAACAACUCCGGCUGCCGCGAUUUCAUCAUUAUUUAAAAAUUCAUCUUCUGCCCGCUCCCAACAUCAUUGUAUUCGUAUUAAUUAUAAAGUGGCAAAUGUCGAUGGCUAUUAUCAUAUGUUCCGUGCUACAAAUUUACGAUUCUUUAAUAAUAUGGCUGUUGUUAUUAAGAACGAGGAAGAAAUUAUAGAAUCACUAAAAGCAAUUUGCGAAGCAUUUUUGGUUGCUCUCGAUAUAUGUGGUUUACCAUCCGUUCCGUAUUAUCAAGGGCAGAAAUUAGAUCGUCGUAAAUCAAAAGUAAUUGGUGGUUCGAACACUUAUUUAGAUGUUACAGCAACGUUACCACAUUUAACACGUAAUGUAAGCGAAACACAAUUACUUGCAUUAAAAACUGUCGGUACGAAAGCAUUAUCAAAUGUCAGCGAACAAUUCUCUAAAUUAAAUCGAUUUGGCCAAAAUUUCAAUACGAAGAAAACUGUAAAAAGUGCUCAAGCGAAAUUUACUGUCGGUAAAUCUUCCACACUAUCUUCGUCAAGUAACAGUGAUUCCGAAGAAGAUUGUGAUAUAUCUAUAUUUCAACCGCAAGAACCAGUUACACCCUCGGGAACACCCUUGGGAACUCCCAUGGGAAACAAUGAAAUUGAAGAUAACCCAUCAGGCGAACCCAAAUCAAUGUCCAUAGAUUUGGAUCACUUGGAAGAAAAUGAAGAUAUACACCAACCACUUCCCGAUACAUUUCUACCAAGCGUUGGGAUUGUAAUGCGAUCUCAUGUUGAUGGAGCACCUGGAGGUAAUUCUGGAAGUGGACGUGACCCCGUUACACUGAAAUCCAAAGAAAAUAUGAUGACAAAUGACAAUUUAUCGAAUGUGGACAUGUUAUCCAGUGUUAUUCAAAAUGUUUCAUUACAAACGACCUCACACGAACAAACUUCAUUCGAACAAAAUCGAUCCCCAACCCCAGAAAUUACAGUAACUCAAGACAAUAAACCUCCAAAGCCACCAAAUACUCUAAAAUUGGAUCGUAAAUUAAGCCAUUCGUCUGGAGAAGUCAAUGAUGCACCUCCUGAUGACAGUACAAUUGGAACUAGUACACUUGGUGGCGGCUCAAUGAACCAUGUUAGCGAACAAAUGAAUAUAAGUACGUCACAAAGUGAAUCAGCGCUGAAACAGCAUUUUAAAUCAGGCAUAACAAAUAUAACAAGUCCUGUGGCGAAUGUUACCAAAGAUUUAGUUCUAUCACCUUUCUCUAAAAUAGCAAAAGGAAUGCAACAUUUAGGUGCAAACUUGGAUCCACGUAAAAUCGCAAAAACUUCAAAUACAUCAAGUGGACCAUUGGUGCGGCAAAUUACUGAUAGGGAAUACGAAGAACAUCGGAAAUUACAAGAAAAAUGGCGAAAAUGUAAUACAAGAUUAAUUGCGCUAUAAUUUUAUACGAAUGGGUGAGAAAUAGUUUGUGAUUGUUUCCUCUCUCUAAACGUGUCUUUUUAAUUUUAUUUAUAUUUUAU
This is a messenger RNA of Chrysoperla carnea, 3609 nucleotides long. RefSeq names its product phosphatidylinositide phosphatase SAC2 (gene sp3). The coding region runs from base 8 to 3529 and encodes 1173 amino acids. Gene Ontology annotation, cellular component: early endosome; clathrin-coated endocytic vesicle. The transcript has 10 exons. Gene Ontology annotation, molecular function: phosphatidylinositol-4-phosphate phosphatase activity. Gene Ontology annotation, biological process: regulation of endocytic recycling; phosphatidylinositol dephosphorylation. The record is from RefSeq and is a predicted model, not a curated record. Lineage: Eukaryota; Metazoa; Arthropoda; Insecta; Neuroptera; Chrysopidae.